AUGAGCGAACUGAUGGAGGAAGAAUUCAAAGACAGCUGCGGGGAGAAAUUCGAAGAUUUGCGAUUCGAGGUGCUGUCGAUGCUGGAUAGCGAAAUCUGCACCGUUGCUCCGGUUUUUUAUUACUCGAUUAUGUCGAGUUAUUCGAUGAAUAUUCAACAGGAGCGAUUUGUGAGGACCGAUCCGACGGAUGCUUCAACUCGAUUUAACGGAAAUCUCUUCGGCGAUGGAAGAUAUGCUGAUGUUCACUGA
This is a messenger RNA of Oikopleura dioica, 249 nucleotides long. Lineage: Eukaryota; Metazoa; Chordata; Appendicularia; Copelata; Oikopleuridae. The record is from the annotation of a GenBank genome assembly.